AUGAGCUCUAAUGAUCUAAAUUGGCAUAAUACUAUGUAUUCUAACUUUUAUGGAACGCAAAAUGACUAUGGAAAAAUAUUCAGUAAACUGCGUAGACCAACAUUUGAUUUCGUAUUCUUUUUAACAGAUGCAGACUAUACAUUUAAAGUAGUAAAGUGUACAUCUGAUGGAACGUUAAGUGAGACAGGAGAUCAUCACACAGAGGUUCCGGUGGUCAGACUAUACGGAGUGACGAAGGAACAACAAAGCGUAUUGGUGUGUGUAGAUGAUUUUCAGCCUUAUUUUUACAUUGAGAAACCACCAGAACUGCUGGAAGAGAAUUUUGAAGAUUUAAAACAGCUAUUUAAUAAACACUUGAGUGAGCAGAAUCAAUUCAAGAAAUCACUGCGACAUGUGUUGGAUAUACAAAAGACAAGACUUACAUCCCUGAUGAUGUACGAUGAAAAUGGAGAGAAGGAUUUCCUUAGAAUCGUUGUAUCAUCGCCCAGGAUGGUAUCGAACCUGAGGUCAUACAUCGAGUCUGGGGUUGAACUAGAAGUUGAUGGAGAUUCCUUUACAAUCCCAUUGUACAGACAAACGUAUGAAGCUAACCUUCCAUAUGUACUGCGUUUUCUGCUAGACAACAAUGUGAUCUGCGGCUCAUGGCUGAUGAUACCACAAAAUUGUUAUACGUUAAAUAACCCUAAAAAUUUUAUGCAACUCGUUAGCACAUGUAAUAUUGAAGUGAAUUGCGGAUAUAGUGACAUUAUAACAUUGCCUCUAGAAAACGAGUAUGAAACAAUAGGACCAAUUAAGAUUUUGUCAUUUGAUAUUGAGUGUAUUAAGCUUAACGGAACAGGGUUUCCAAACGCUAGCAAUGACCCUGUGAUACAAAUAAGUAGCGUAAUACACACGCACGGAAACGACGUAAAUAACACCAAGAAUUUUGUUUUCACACUCAAGGAGUGUGAUAGCCUGGCGAACUGCACAAUCCUGUCAUUUGAUAACGAAGAACAGUUGUUGCUGGCGUGGAACGACUUUGUGAUCUUUGUCGACCCAGACUUCCUGACAGGAUAUAACAUAAUCUUGUUUGAUCUUCCAUAUCUUCUGACUCGCAGUUCAGUGCUUAACAUUGAAGCAAGGUUUAAGAAGUUGACCCGGAUCAAAAGCGUAAACUGCAAUUUCAAAGACUCAAUAUCGAACAAUAACAUUUUGGGACUUUACGAGAAUAAGGAAAUCAACAUUGAGGGGAGGAUUCUGUUUGACGUUUACGAUUUGGUACGAAGAGAUUACAAGCUCAAGUCAUACUCACUUAACUACGUCUCGUUUGAAUUCCUUAAACAACAAAAGGAAGAUGUCCACUAUUCAACAAUAUUGAAGCUGUUUAACGGAAAUAAUAAUGAUCGAAGAAGAAUUGCAAGCUACUGCUUAAAGGAUUCAAUACUGCCUUUACUCUUGAUCAAUAAGUUAUUGCUUCUGUAUAAUUAUAUUGAAAUGUCCAGAGUGACAACCACACCAAUUAAGCUCCUAAUCACAAGAGGACAACAAAUAAGGGUGACGAUGCAAAUAUAUAAGCAGUGUAAGAAGAUGAACUAUGUGAUACCGGUGAUAACGGGAGGCGGGAAAAACAGUAGUAAUGAGAACAGCUAUGAAGGAGCAACGGUUCUAGAACCAUUGAAGGGAUACCAUAAGAAUCCGAUUUCAGUGUUAGAUUUCCAGUCGUUGUACCCGUCAAUCAUGAUCGCACAUAACAUAUGCUAUUCGACACUACUAAACUACAACAACAUAAACAACUACAGACCAGAAGAUGUGGUGAGAGUGCCAGGGUACAAUGACAUAUGCUUCAUAAGCGUGAAUAAGCGGAAAGGAAUAUUGCCAAUCAUAGUCGAGAACUUGAUCAAUGAGAGGAAGAAGGCGAAGAAGAUGAUGAACGAGUGCAAGGACGAGAUGCUCAAAAAAGUGUAUGAUGGAAGACAGUUGGCACUCAAGAUAACAACCAACUCAGUGUACGGAUACACUGGAGCGACGAGUGGAGGGUUUUUGCCGUGCAUUGACGUGGCCACAGCCAUCACAUCAUUUGGGAGAAACAUGAUUGUGAACACCAAGAACCUUAUUGAGGAACAUUUCACUGUCAAAAACGGGUUCAAAUUCGACAGCAAGGUCAUUUACGGUGACACUGACUCUGUGAUGAUUAACUUUGGAACUGAUGAUAUACAGGAAGCAAUUGACUUGGGGAAGAACGCAGCUGAUUUGAUAACCAGUAAAUCAGUAAAGCCAAUAACGCUCCUGUUUGAGAAGGUGUAUAAACCACUGCUUUUGCUCAGUAAAAAACGUUACGCAGGCUUAUACUACGUUAACAGUGAAAAGUAUGAGAAAAUUGACUGUAAGGGAAUUGAGGUACUUGUGUUCGUAACAAUCUUGUUUCAGAGUGUCAGGAGAGACUUCUGUCUGCUAAUUCAACAGAUGCUGGAGCAAAUAUUAUACCUGCUCUUGGUGAAGUUGGAUCUGGACGGAGCAAUUGAGUUUGUAAAGAAGAAGGUUUCGGAACUCUUAAAAAAUGAAAUCGACGUCUCUCUGCUGGUUAUAACGAAAUCACUUGGAAAGGUGGAUUAUGAACAGAGAUUACCACAUGUUGAGUUGGCUAAAAAGUUGCGAAAACGCGACCCUGGUAAGGCACCUGGAGUGGGUGACCGCAUAAGUUAUAUCAUAGUCAAGGGCACAAAAGGUGAACCUUUAUUUGAUAGGGCUGAAGAACCUUUGUAUGUAACUGAGAAUAACUUACCAAUUGACACGAGCUAUUAUUUGGACUCUUUAAAAAACGUCUUACUUAGAAUAUUUGAAGUUGUGAUGACUAACCCAAACUCCCUUUUCAACGGGGAACACACCCGAGUAAUAAACAUAAACAGUAGCACCAAGGGACUGAUGAACAAAUUCCUGACAAAGAUCAGACGUUGCUUAUCCUGUAACAUAGUCUUAAGCAAUAGCACAGAAUCCACUGAAAUGUUUUGCUCAAACUGUAACACCAGUAAAAAGCAACAGAUUCUGCUUGAUAAACUAACUGCUUGUCGUAUUAAGGAGGACCUCUACCACAAACUUUGGACUCACUGUCAGAGGUUUGCCUCAAUAAUUUAUUAUAAUUUAUUAAUUAGAUGCCAAGGGAACUUGCACAACGCUGUCAUGUGUGAUAACAGGGACUGUCCUAUUUUCUACAGGCGAGUGAAGGUUUCCAAGGACCUCACACAGCUCCAAAGCACCUUAAGCACACUUCAACUACAAUACACAAACUAA
Molecule: messenger RNA, 3267 nt
Organism: Theileria annulata
Lineage: Eukaryota; Apicomplexa; Aconoidasida; Piroplasmida; Theileriidae
Product: DNA polymerase delta catalytic subunit (Pold1)
Exons: 18
Coding region: 1-3267 (1088 amino acids)
Biological process (GO): DNA replication proofreading; DNA-templated DNA replication; nucleotide-excision repair, DNA gap filling
Cellular component (GO): delta DNA polymerase complex
Molecular function (GO): DNA binding; 3'-5'-DNA exonuclease activity; nucleotide binding
Source: RefSeq, a predicted model, not a curated record